AUGUAUUGUUUUGUAAUUUUUGUGAAACAAAAUUCAAUUUGGUACUUGUGUCUUGUUGAUUUGUCUCUAAAGCUUACGGCUUUUGGAGCCUUUGAGAUUACGCACACAACAAUACUUACACAACCAGUUAUAACGGAUGCUACAAAAAAGUCUAGAUUCAAUCACGAUCUAUGUAAGGCUUUGUUGACAGCCAAUAUACCUUUGAAUAAAUUAUCCAAUCCAUGUUUUAAAGAAUUUCUAUCGAUGUACACUGCUAAAGAUAUUCCUUGUGAAUCGACAUUAAGGAAAGGGGUUGCGGAAACUGUACGAGUAGGAUAUCCAAAAGUUGACAAACUUAUCGCAAAUGUGAAAAAGGUUUUCCGUAAAGCACAUUCUCGCAUUCAAUAUUUUAAAUCAAUAGCCCCAUCUCUAUCCCUACCACCAGAACCAAUUUUGACAAGAUGGGAAAUUCUAAAAAGUAUCUCUGAUCAAAAUAUUGAAGCCCAACUUGUAUUUAUUAAAUCAAAUUUUGGAUUUUUACCCGAUUUAAUUACAAGACUUGAAAAACAAGAAAUUCCACCAGUAGAUUCCAUUUCUAUUGUCGAAGAAGCAAAAGAAAAAUUAAUUAAAAUUAAUGGUGAAAUGGGGAAAACAAUUAAAAAUAAGAUUGAGUCUGUUUUAUCAAAAAAUAAAGGCUAUCAAGCAGUUUUAAAAAUAUCAGAGAUACUAAAUGGAAAAGAAGACACAGAUGGAUUGCCCGAAGAUUGGAGUUUAAAUGAUCUCACGUGUAUGAAAAACUGUUUAAUAACAUCAGUUGACGUAGAACGUUCGUUUUCGGCGUACAAAAAUUUACUCACUUCCAAUCGACAAUCGUUCGAAUUCGAAAAUAUCAAAAAAUCUUUAAUCGUUCAAUGCAAUUUCCAAGGAAAAAUAAUAUACAACACUAUAAACAGUAAAAAUAGGUACUUAAAGAAAAUUGUUUUAAUUUUUCAGAGCCAGAAAACUCGGGAUAAAACUUUUUCGAAAGAAACUCUGCAAACUGAAACUUUAGACUAUGUUUAGUAUUAAAACGUACAAAUACUAAUUUUUAUUCACAUU
Molecule: messenger RNA, 1077 nt
Organism: Myzus persicae (green peach aphid)
Lineage: Eukaryota; Metazoa; Arthropoda; Insecta; Hemiptera; Aphididae
Exons: 4
Coding region: 1-1041 (346 amino acids)
Source: RefSeq, a predicted model, not a curated record